GUCCUGCCGGAUGUGAUUAAGUCGCUGUAGUAACUGUAACGUUUCCAUCUGUCACAUUGUGUUAUUUCCAUGCUUACAUGUCUACUUCUCUCGUGUCCUUGAAAUCGAGCCUAAAUAGACUUUGCGUUUUCUCUAAUUCUUUCUAAUUCUUUUCCGUUUAUUGUUCUGUCGGUCUUAAGGCGAUUAACGUUAGCUUAGCAUGCUAGCUGGAAGCAGAUUGACGGGGAAGGUAAUGAGCAACGAGCGAGACUGACUAUUUGAUGGAGUCCAGACGGUAUUUGUAACAGAGACUAGGUGAAAAUGUCUGAAGUCCAAAAUCAGAUAGCACUGGAGGAGCAGCGGCAGAGUCCACCUGGAAAGCGGCCAUAUUUACAAUUUCACGAUGUCCAGCAACAACUGUCAGUGAUCAAAGAAGGAAUUCCUUCUGAGCAGCACAACUCCAGUCCCAGUUUGGACCAGGAGGACCCUCAACACCUACAAAUUAAAGAGGAACCAGAGGAGGCAAUUAUUACUAAGUUAUUCAGUCUUGUUCCUGUAAAGAGUGAAGAUGAAGAAGAGAAAUCCCUGUCUUUAGAGUUUCAUCGGAGCCAGACUGAGAAGAACAGUGUAUCUGUGGGAGACCCAGAAACAGAUCCUGAAUACCCAAGAAGACACAUGAAAAGUCACACUGAGGGAAAACCUGACAGCUGCUCUGUUUGUAGUAAAAGUUUAAGAUGGAAAACAUGUUUAGAGGAGCACACAAGGACCCACAUGGAGCAGAGACCUUUCAGCUGCUCUGUCUGUGAUCUAAGCUUCAGUCAAGGUGCUUGUCUGAGACGUCAUAUGAAAAUUCACAUGGGAGAAAAACCUUUCAGGUGCUCUUUCUGUGAGGUAACCUGCACAACAAAAUACUCUUUACUGGAACACAUGAAAAUACACACAGGAGAGAAGCCAUUCAGCUGUGAUGGAUGCAGUAAAAAAUUUGCUUGGCUGUCAGGGGCCAAAGCACACCAGAAGCGUUGUCCAGCAGUGACCAGCAGGGCAAGGUGUCUUAAUAUUGUUGUCAUUCCAACCCUUCAAAAGACUCAAUCUGAACCACUCAAUUCCCUAAAAAACCCAACAGUUAACCAUCCAGUUGAGACCCACUCUGCAACAGCAGUUGCAGGACCCAACAGUUGUAAUGUCUCUGCUUCUUCAAAACUAUCCUUUCCUGUUAUAUUCUUUCUUUCCUAAUAUCCACUCUUUGUGAGUAAGCUAACUAAAAUAGAAUAGAACUUUAUUGUCAUUGCAACAAGUGCAACGAAAUUACAAACUGUUGACUGUUUGCAUGUUUAAGCCAGGAGAACCUAAAACAUGAACUACCUGAGAUUUUUUUUCAUAGAUUUUUAAGUUCUUUUCACUAAGGUCUAAGGAACAGGACAUAAUGCAGAUUAAGUAAGAUGAAGCUUGUCAUUCCUCCCUGGAAGUAUGGGCCAGAGUGUUUACACCAUCCCCAGACCUGCCUGCAAUCUGUUGAAUAAAAAUGUGCUUUGGCUAUAUUAACUCAAUUUUUAUUUGUUUAAGUUGUUUUAAUUUAUGCCAUAGAAUCACAGAGACUACUCCAGAGUGUAAGUUGUAAAACCUUAAAUGGAAAAAAAGACUUUAUAUAAAACUAGAAGCUAAUAUAUUAAUUACCGUGGAUUCUUCGGCUCUCCAUUUCCCGCCAAUUGUAAAACCAACUUUAACAAAGUUAAACUUUUUCACAGGAAUAAAUAAAAACGUGGAUUAUGCAAACAGACCUUUAGAAGUGCUUCUGAACUUAAAACUAGACAUGAAAGACACCAGUAAGCCCAUUAUUACUACUGCCAUCACAAAAUCAGAAUAUAGAAGGACAGAAAAACAGUGAACAUCUACAGGUAUCCCUGCAAUUAGCAGGUGAGAAGGAAGGUACACCCUGGACAGGUUAGUCUAUUGCAAGGCCGACAUAGAGACAGCCAAUCACGUUGAAACUCACUCUUAGGAAGAGUUUAGAGUGACCAAUUAACCUAACAUGCAUGUCCUUGAACGGUGGGAUGAAGCUAGAGUAUCAGGGGAGUACUCUGGCAUGAGGAGAACAUGCAAACUCCACACUGUAAAGCCCCCAUUUGAACCUGUCUCCAGCCAAAGCGCAAACCAGUGACCUUCUUGUUGUGAGGCCGUGGUGCCAACCACAACACCACCAUGCUGCCAUAAUCUACUUUUGUCACUUCUGUACAUUUUCACCAUUGCUUUGAGUGCCAUCUGUGUUGCAUUCUGGUUUAUAAUUGUCUUUCUUUCUGCUAAUUAAAGAUUUUUCCUUUUAAGGUUUUG
This is a messenger RNA of Melanotaenia boesemani (Boeseman's rainbowfish), 2307 nucleotides long. Its product is annotated as zinc finger protein 271-like. Gene Ontology annotation, molecular function: DNA-binding transcription factor activity; RNA polymerase II cis-regulatory region sequence-specific DNA binding. The coding region runs from base 301 to 1212 and encodes 303 amino acids. The transcript is spliced from 2 exons. Lineage: Eukaryota; Metazoa; Chordata; Actinopteri; Atheriniformes; Melanotaeniidae. The record is from RefSeq and is a predicted model, not a curated record. Gene Ontology annotation, biological process: regulation of transcription by RNA polymerase II.